UAUCUUCCAUUCACUCAGAGGAGCCCCUCUGUCCCCUCUCCAGAAGGAGAUCCGUCCUUCUGGAACGCUCCUUCCCUCACGGGGACAGAAGCUUCUGGAGGUCCAACCACGAGGUUAAGACCGGGAGCCGAGGUGUGUUCAAGAGGAAGACUUGUGAACAGAGACGGAGAAGGACAGAAGCCAACAUGGCUCUGCUGUGCUACAACAAAGGCUGUGGGGAGACGUUUGACCCCAGCAAGAACAAGGACGAUUCCUGCCUCUUCCAUCCUGGAGUUCCCAUCUUCCAUGACGCCCUGAAGGGAUGGUCCUGCUGUAAGAAAAGGACGACAGACUUCUCUGAGUUCCUCUCCAUCAAGGGCUGCAGCCGCGGGCGCCACAGCAACGUGAAGCCCCAGGAGCCUCUGAGACCGGAGGUGCUGUCAGAUAAGGCCGACGUUAAACACACCAACAACCAGGAGAUCAUCUACCAGGGUCCCAAAUCAGCCGAGGCGUUGAAGAGAGAGAGACCCAGUUCGGAGGAGCCUAUGACCAAGCUGCCCUACAAAGUGUCAGCAUCACUGGUCCAGGCGCUGGAGAAGCUGGGCAUCAACCAGAGAACAGAAGCAGAGCAAAAAGAGGGACAGAGCGUCGUGCAUGGGACGCGCUGCAAAAACACCGGCUGCAAAACGAUCUACCAAGGCCCGGACACAGACCUGGAGGCCUGCACCCACCACCCUGGAGCACCCGUCUUCCAUGAAGGGUAUAAAUACUGGAGCUGCUGCUGCAUAAAGACAACAGAUUUUGACGCUUUCUUGGACCAGAAGGGCUGCACCACAGCAAAACACCGCUGGAUCCCUAAACAGGACAAGAAGAAGGUUGCGUGUCGAUAUGACUGGCACCAGACUGGGAAUAGCGUCGUUUUAACGAUUUACGCCAAGAACUCAAACCCUGAUUCCUGCAGCAUCGAAGCCAACCAGACGGUGGUCUCAUGUCAAAUCCAGUUUGAGAGCAACAAGAUUUUCAGAAGAAACUUCCACCUCUGGGGGGUCAUCAAUGUGAAACAGAGUUCUGUCAACAUGGUCCCAACCAAAGUGGAGAUCACGCUUCGAAAGGCUGACCAGGUGGCCUGGGGCAAACUGGAGGACCCGAACUACAAACCUGAACCAGAACCCGUAGAGGAAGACUUCCUGGAAAUCCCAGAGUCUUACCAGCCAGACUGGGACAUCAACGAUGACGACAUCAGCGACUCGGACGAGGAAGAGGCGCCCGAAGUCACCCAGCAGAAAAUAACAGAGCAGAUUACUGAAGGGCUGAUGAAGAAGCAGCAGGAGAUGCAGAAUUCAAAAAGGAAGGAGGUGGAGGAGGAGAUGAAGAGGGUGAUGGAGGAGAAAAUGAGGGCAGAAGAGGAGAAGAGAAAGAUACAGGAGCAAAGGAAGCAAGAAGACCAGGAGGGAUAUGAAGACAUGCCAGACCUGGAGGAUGGAGAAGCCGAUGUGGAGUGACUCUGACCAGAGGGGAUUUAGUGGUUUUGAACUCAUUUUGUUUUUAAAGCAACAAAUAAAAACAGUUUCUGUAAUUUUCAUUUAACCAAUAAUUGUAGAGAGACCUUCAUGGCCACGAUGGAUCAAACGAGAUGAACAGACACUUUCACACUUGAAUAAAUCAUUUAAUCUGCA
This is a messenger RNA of Nothobranchius furzeri (turquoise killifish), 1655 nucleotides long. Its product is annotated as cysteine and histidine-rich domain-containing protein 1. The record is from RefSeq and is a predicted model, not a curated record. Lineage: Eukaryota; Metazoa; Chordata; Actinopteri; Cyprinodontiformes; Nothobranchiidae.